CAAAGCGGAUAUUUCAAUUUCCGAAGCUAUUAUCAUUAAAUUACAAAAUGUAUAGACUUUUAUUCAACACGGUGGAGGCCGUUCGUUUAUGAUAAGAUGUAUAAGAAUGUUAUUUGAUGUAUGUUUAAAGUUAUAACGCUUGUUUUAAUGUUUGCUAAGCAGUUGCUUUAUCGUGAGUUAGCCAGACAAGCUCUUCCUACAUCGGACAGUGGCCUUAACGCUAUUUACACUUUUAUAUUUGGAUGUUUCUCUCUUGACAAAACGAUGACUAGUCGGCGGUCGUAUUAAUUACUAUCAGUAACGUACAACGUUAGUCAUUCGCUUGCUACCUCUUUUUUUAUCUGGCAGUGCAUCAAAGAACAGUUAUGUCCAAAGGGGCCAAGGGAGGCUUCAUUGUGAAGUUUGUGGAAAGCAAAGCACAAAAAACAGAGAAUGCUGUCAAGGCUUACGAGGCCAUUUUGGAGCUGCAGUCUGACAAGUACUUGAAAACCAUCGAUGAAGAUGCAGUUUUACAGAUGGACCAGAAGGACAAGUCUCUGUUUGUCUUCAGCAGCUUCACCACUCCAGCCUUCAUGCACUGCAAAAAGCUUGGCUGCCGGGUGGUGAGUCCACUGGUGGUGUUGUACUGCCUGCAGCAGCAGCACUGCGUCCCCAAAGCAGAGGAGCCCGUCUAUAACAUGGCAAUGGCUGACAUCACUAUUUCCUGCACCAGCUUGGAUAAAGCAUCACGGGCAGCAGUGAUGGAUCUGGUGCAACUCAUGGGUGGACGAGUCUAUCUUGAUCUAAAUGUAUCGGUCACACACCUGAUAGCCGGCGAGGUGGGCAGCAAGAAAUACCUGGUAGCGGCCAGCCUGGGUAAACCCAUCCUGCUGGCUUCAUGGGUCAAUGCCUGCUGGGAGAAAUCUCAAAACAGUCUUUUCCGGUAUACAGACCUGCCCAUGGAGGACUACCUGUGCCCUGUGUUGUGUGGCUGCACUGUUUGUGUGACUGGCCUCUCCAGCACAGAGCGCAAAGAGGUGCAGCGGCUCUGUGAUCAGCAUGGAGCCAUCUACACCGGUCAGCUCAAAAUGAACGAGUGCACACACCUCAUCGUUAGUGAGCCAACGGGUCAGAAGUACGAGUGUGCAAGGAAGUGGAACGUGUAUUGCGUGUCUCUGCACUGGCUCUUUGACAGCAUCGAAAAGGGCUUUUGUCAAGACGAGAGCCGGUACACUGUGGAGCGUAACGCAUCAAAGACCACUCGACCGCACACUUCCACCCCCACUGGCACCAACAAGAAAUUGGAGGGUCCAUCUCUGCUGGGCUUGAGCCACAUCUCCGUGAAUGCUAGCAUGACAAUGAAUGACACCGUCACCAACGGCACCAUCAGCCGCCUGGAGGCUCCAGACCCCAUCGAUACUCUGGAUCUCACCGUCUGCCCGGCUGAUGAUAUACUGGAUGGCUGUAAGCUGUACCUGUGUGGCCUGCCAGGGAAGAAACUGGAGAAGCUGCGGCGUCUUGUGAACGUUGCAGGAGGUCUGCGCCUCAACCAGCCCAGUGAGGAACUCACACAUGUGGUCAUGGGAGAGCUGGACCAGGACCUCAAGACGUUUCUGUUCAAAGCAGCACAUCGACCCCAUGUGGUAACAGUGCAGUGGCUGCUGGACAGUUUCAACAAAGGCAGUCUGCUCCCAGAAGCGAGUUACCUCCACCCCGACUGUGUGCCCCCGUCCCCGGCUGCCGUCUCUGUGUCGGCCCGCCGCACUCCUUCCUCCCGGCAUUCAGAUGGCCCCCCUGCAGCCAGCCCCAGCACUCCCAUGCAAACCAGAGCAGAGGAAGAUAUGCUCUCUCAGUACAUGAAUGAUGACCCUACAUUCGUGGACAUGCCCCCACCAGCAGAGGGCAACAGCAGGAGGUCCGUCCGUACAUCUGCUGCCCAACCGUGGGCACCAGACCGCACCAGAGGACCAGAGCCAGACUCCACCCUGCAGGAAGCCAGCGAGGCGGGCCUGUUUUUUGGGAGACGUUUCCUACUCGUGGGCUUUGGCGCCGAGGCAGAGACCCAGCUCUCCAUGCUGGUGACAGAGAAUGGAGGCACGGUCCUGAUGGGCCGGACGCGUGUUGUGGCAGACUACGCCGUGGUCCCACUGUUGGGCUGUGCAGUGGAGGCCACAGUGGACGAGGUGGUCACUGACACCUGGCUGGCCAUGUGUGUGGAGAAGGAGUGUGUGCUGCAGCUGUGCUCCAACCCUUUGUUCACGCCCGUUCCUCUGAUGGACGGAUGUUUUCCCCUCAAAGAUUGCAUUCUCUCCGUCAGCCAGUUUACGGGAGCAGAGAGGGAGUCUUUGGUGGAGCUGGCCAAGCACCUUGGAGCCAAUGUCCAGGAUUACUUUGUGCGCCUGGCCAACCAGAAGAAAGGGAUGCUGGCCAGCACUCAUCUGGUGCUGCAGAGCCCCGAGGGCACAAAGUACCAAGCAGCCAAGAAAUGGGGGCUUCCAGCCGUCACCAUGCGCUGGAUCCUCGGCUCGGCUCGGACCGGCCGGAGGGCCGAGGAGGGGCGCUUCCUCGUCGACCUGCCUCCCUCACCAGAGAGGGAAGACGAGAGUUUUGUCGGUGGCUCCCAGAAGCCGACCAUGCCGCCGCCAGCAUGCCUGUCUCCAGAGAUCCCGUUGCUGGGUCUCCAGACCGGAAAGGUCGUCACUCCGCUGGACUUGGGUCGCCUCCGGAGCAAAGUGCUCCGCUCUGUGUUGGCUGAGAUGAGGCCCAAAGAGGACAUCAGCACCCCCAAAGAGAACCCGGAGGGCGGCGGAAAGAACCCCCCUCAGAACGAGGCCACCCUGCAGCUGGACACGCCGUCUCGUUUCCUGAGCAGAGACCAGCUCUUCAGGCCGUCUUUCAACUUUAAGGAUGCCCGAGGAGCGUUGGAGACUCCGGGGGGGGAAUCCAAACCAGGAGAGACGACGGAGACUCCACUGACCGACGUCAUCAACAGGAACCUGAAGGUGUCUCUGGCCAAUAGCACCCGGAAUAGCGCCUUAGAUAUGCAAGCCAUCACUGCCAGCCCCCAAUUUACCAAGACGGCUGAGAAGGAGGUCCCAGAAAAAGGAGCCAGCCCUCUGACCGGCGUUGUGAUCUAUGUGGGAAAGAAGCUGAGCAAGACGCAGAGCGAGCUCAACGCCGUCGCUGCCUCGCUCGGAGCCGACUUCAGGUGGGCUUGUGACGAUACUGUGACGCACUACAUCUACCAGGGCCGCGUGGGGGACAACACCCGGGAAUACAGAGGCGUGAAGGAGAGAGGGCUGCAUGUGGUGUCCCAAUACUGGCUGCAGGCGUGUGCGGAGCAACAGACGCGCGUCCCCGAGUCUCUGUACCCUUUCACCUACAACCCCAAGAUGAGCCUGACUCUCAGCCAGGUGCCCACCAGCUCCCAGAGGUCUUCACCUUUCACACGAUCCCAACUCAAAGACAUCACGGAGGCAAAGGACGACAAGUGUGGACACGUUGCCACAGAAGAAGCCACAGCAUUACGGCGAGUCAGCGAUGGGAGCGUCGAUAAAGACGACACGAGUGAAGCUGCGAACAGAAGCGAUGUUUCAGAGACUCUAGAAAUGAGAGAGAACCUGCAAAGACAGCUCCAGGAGAUCAUGUCCGCCACCAGGCUGACGACGGUGAGGCGGACCUCGGCCCGACUCAACAGGAUGGGGUCCGGAGGGGCCGACUCGGGCCCGCACACACCCGAUGGGAGCCGGAUCGGACGCUGCGGGAGCAGACGUACUCUGGAGGCUCUGAGGGUUCCCAGAGAAGCGGCUCUGGACAUCAACACAGAGCCUUCUCAGAGUGAGCAGAUAGUGUGGGACGACCCGACAGCCCGGGAGGAGAGGGCCAAGCUGGCUGAUAACUUGCAGUGGCCCGGUAGUCCAUCCCAAUACUCUAAGCCCUUCGCGCCUCCGCCUCCCAGUGCAGAAGACGGCCCCCAGUUCAGGGACUCCAUGACGGACUCUGAGCUGGUGGAGAUGGCUGCUUGUGACGUCAUCGACCAGCACAUGGGCCAGAGAGCCACAGCGGCUCCAUCUGAGGAGCGGGAACGUGACAUCCUGACUCCCAAAGCCCCCAGCAUCGCCUUCCCUCUGGCCAACCCCCCGGUGGCGCCGGAGCCACAGGAGCCGGAGGAAGAGAAGCAGCCGCCCCGAUUUCAGCUGUCCUCCCUCAGCCCACAGGAGCGCAUCGAUUACAGUCACCUCAUCGAGCAGCUCGGCGGCGUCGUCCUGGACAAGCAGUCUUUCGACUCCAGCUGCUCCCACAUCAUCGUCGGGACUCCUCUGCGCAACGAGAAGUACCUGGCAGCCAUGGCGGCGGGCAAAUGGAUCCUGCACCGCUCGUACCUGGAGGCCUGCCGCUCCGUGGACCGCUUCAUCCGGGAAGACGAGUACGAGUGGGGCAGCAGCUCCAUCCUGGACGCGCUGCCCUCCAUCACCUCCCAGCAGAGGAGGCUGGCGUUGGCUGCCAUGCGCUGGAGAAAAACCCUGCAGGGCCGCUCUGAGCAAGGGGGAGCCUUCAGUGGAUGGACGGUCAUGCUGAACAUCGACCAGAUCAGAGAAUCCGGCUUCAGGCGGUUGCUGCAGUCUGGCAGGGCGAAGGUCAUGCCGAGUCCCUCCCCGUCCUUGUACAAGGAGACCACUCACCUGUUUGCGGACUUCAGCCGGCUGAAGCCCGGAGACUUCAGAGUGGAUGUGUCGGAGGCGUCCGCCCACGGAGUCAACUGCUUGAAGCCCGAGUACAUCGCAGACUACCUCAUGCAGGAGACGAUCCCGGCCAUGGAGCUGUACUACCUGACUGACGCUCCCUCUGAAGACGCUCCGGACACUCCGUCACGUAAGCGCAAAGCAGCGGCGGAAAACUCCAGGCUGAAAAAGACACGUCUGAACUGAAAUGUUAAACUCCUAAAUAGUGUCUUUUUUGAAAUGCUGAUUUGUAAAUAUGAAUUUUUAUUGGUAAUGCUCACAAUAAACUAAGUGCAUUGCAGUCUGUGCAGUGGACUGUGAGACUGUAGCCAUGAUGGAUGACUUAAUGAAGGACUGAAAGAAGUGUCGAGUCACGUUUUGUAAUUGGGUGCAGUAACACUAUCUGGCCUGUAGAGGGCAGCACGUCUUCACUGUCUGACUCUGGCCUGUGUUCCAAGGGAAGGCACGUUUCUCAUGACUAUUACAAAUAAACAACUUUAUUUAUUU
This is a messenger RNA of Pseudoliparis swirei, 5207 nucleotides long. It is a transcript of the gene topbp1, whose product is annotated as DNA topoisomerase II binding protein 1. Bases 366 to 4907 code for a protein of 1513 amino acids. Gene Ontology annotation, biological process: mitotic DNA replication checkpoint signaling; DNA replication initiation; mitotic G2 DNA damage checkpoint signaling. The record is from RefSeq and is a predicted model, not a curated record. The transcript has 28 exons. NCBI's taxonomy places the organism in Eukaryota, Metazoa, Chordata, Actinopteri, Perciformes, Liparidae.